UGCUGUUGGAGCCUGCUUGGUUUUAUCUGUGGGAUCAUUGAUCUAGUAUUUGUUUAUUAGUUGAGGCAAUGAUGGAAGGAACCCUAGCAUCCUUCCUUGUUUCGUCCUUUCCUGUUUGAAAAAAAUUGUGGGGCAUAUUUUUGUCGAUGGCGCGAGUACAAAAUGAAGAUGGUGAUCGUUAUUCGGAUGUGGAUAUAGAGAGUAUUCUAGCGCGGGUAGAGCGGAGGGGACCACUGACUCUGGCCAGGAAGCGCUCGCUAUACAGGGCACCAGAAUUCGUCAAACGCUUGGCACAAGAAAUAACAGUUGACGAAGGAUCGACAGUUUGCUUCGAAUGUAAAGUGGUUGCCUUUCCGAAUCCGACCAUAACUUGGACCAAAGACUUCAAAGCCUUACCCGAUGAUUCCCGAUUCCAAACGGAAAGUACUGACAACGGUGUAUACACGUUAACAAUAAAUGAGGCCACGAAAAAAGACGAAGCAACGUACCGAUGCCAGGCGGAGAAUGUCGAAGGUUCGUCCUCGAGUACGAUUUAUUUAGCAGUGAAAGCUCUUAAAAAGGACAAACCUAAGAAAUCUUCCGGUGGAGUAUUAGCACAUGCUCAAACAUUUCCGGUCAUCAAAGAGGAAGUGGAAGAGGAGGAAGCGGAAGAAGAAUACUUUCGGAACCAACCAGAUUCUCCAUUAACUUCUCUGUAUUGCGGAAUAAAAUGGAAGAACCGCACUUGGCCUGACUUCUUAUAUGACAAAUCGUUUGCUGUUAAUUAUUAUGCAGAUUAUGACUUGGAAUCCAUGGACACGGACGAAGAUGACGUAUUCUUGUCAGAACCUGGAAAUGAUAAACAAGUUGGAUUUCCUGAUUUCCAGGAUAACAGUGAUUCGGACUCAGAAAUGGCAAACAUUAUAAAACAAAAUCUCAUUUUUGAGAAUAGAAACUUUACCAAUUCAUUUACAGAAAAAGCUAAUGGAUCAUGUAGGAUUGACCAAGAUCUGAAUGCAAAUACAUACACAGACACGUGCACAUCAAUUCUGAAACAAAAUGGCGACGUCCCACAUUUUAUGAAAUCUUUACAUGAGAUCAGUGAAAACAUUACGGACAACGCGGUACUCUCUUGGCAAGCAAACCCUAGUGUUGUGCCGACAUUUUCCGACGUCACAGGAAUGAACUUGGCCGUGCUUGUGUUUCUUUUAUCGGGAUAUACUUUCCUAGCAUUAAGAUGGAACAUGGAUCCUAGAACGUUCGUGUGUUUUGAAUUAUUCGUUGAGUUUUUAUUCUUAAUAGUGAGUUCAUUAUUAGACUAAUUGAUAUACACAUAUGUAAAUAUAGAGGGUUUAAUUUGUUAAAAACUAUUAAUUGAAUUCUGCGUUGCCUUUUGAAUACUAAGUAUUUAUUGUUGAAUAUAGAUUAAAGAGAUUGAUUAAUUUUGUAA
Molecule: messenger RNA, 1429 nt
Organism: Saccostrea echinata
Lineage: Eukaryota; Metazoa; Mollusca; Bivalvia; Ostreida; Ostreidae
Exons: 4
Coding region: 147-1301 (384 amino acids)
Source: RefSeq, a predicted model, not a curated record